AUGCAAUCACCACUUCGUUUUCUUGCGUUUGGUGAUUCUUCGACAGCUGGUUUUUGUAAUUACGGUUUAUCUAAUCAUCCUUAUGCAAUAAAUUUAUUUUCAUCUGUAAAUAUUCCAAUUAUUAUUGAUCAAAAAGGAAUACCUGGUGAAUGUGUUGUUCCAUCAAUGGUUAAACGACUUGAAACUCUUCUUUUUGAUGAAUAUUCUCCUCAUUAUGAUUGGAUUAUUAUUUUAGAUGGAACAAAUGAUUUAGGUUAUCGAAAAUCAGCUGAAAAAAUAUUUAAUGAAGGUUUAAAAUUAAUGUAUGAUAUGAUUCUUGAAAGAAAAAAUCAAAAUACAAAAUUAUCCGUUAUGACAGUUAUUGAAAAUGGUUAUUACACACCUGAACAUAUUCAUGAUAAACAAAGACAAAUUUUAAAUGAAAUGAUUAGAAAUUAUGUUAAAAAUUAUCAAGAUCAAAAUAGAAUAUGUCUUAUUGAUCUUGAUAAAUAUAUAAGUUAUCAUAGUAUGAAAGAUAUUAAUCAACGAAAAGCUAUUUGGGAUGAUCUAAUUCAUUUAACAGCAGCUGGAUAUGAUCUUAUGACAAAUAUUAUUUUUCAAGAUAUUUAUAAUAAAAUAAAUCAACAAUCAUGA
This is a messenger RNA of Rotaria sordida, 633 nucleotides long. The record is from the annotation of a GenBank genome assembly. NCBI's taxonomy places the organism in Eukaryota, Metazoa, Rotifera, Eurotatoria, Philodinida, Philodinidae.